CAAUGGCUCCUCUACUGUCCUCCUUCGUUGCCAACGAUCAGCUCUCCGAUUUCGAUUCAAUCCAAUCCCUAAUCUAACCCUAGUUCCCAAUUCCCGAUUCCCGUUUCUCAGUUCUUUCGAUUCCAUUCUGUUUUGAAACCCUAACAAAAACAUUUCAAUUUUUUUCCUUCUUUUUCUUCCUGGAUUUGAUUAAUCCAUGGCUCGCGGCAAAGAGAAUUCACUCGCUCCUGGGUUCCGAUUCCACCCAACCGAUGAAGAACUAGUCUGGUACUAUCUGAAGCGCAAGGUCUCCGGCAAGAACUUCCGAUUCGACCCCAUCUCGGUCGUCGACAUCUACAAGACUGAGCCUUGGGACCUCCCUGGCAAGUCGAAGCUGAAGGACUUGGAGUGGUACUUUUUCAGUUUUCUGGAUAAGAAGUAUGGGAAUUCGUCUAGGACGAAUCGGGCUACUGAAAAAGGGUACUGGAAGACUACGGGUAAGGACCGUCCGGUUAAACAUAAUUCCCGGGAUGUUGGGAUGAAGAAGACGCUGGUUUUCCAUAGCGGGCGAGCCCCCUCCGGUGCCAGAACCAAUUGGGUUAUGCAUGAGUAUCGCCUUUCCAAUGAGGAAUUGGAGAAAGCUGGAAUUCAACAGAAGGAUCCGUAUGUGCUUUGUAGGAUAUUCCAGAAGAGUGGCACGGGACCGAAGAAUGGGGAGAAGUAUGGCGCACCGGUUAUGGAGGAGGAAUGGGACGAUGAUGACGUGACUUGUGUACCUGGUGAGGAGGCGGCUGCUGAUGUAGUGGCACUCAGCGUGGAGCCACAUGUGGAAGCAAUUGGUGUCAACGAUGGGGCUUAUGUUGAAGCAUUUGACCUUGAUCAGAAUCUUGACACAGGAAUUCCAUCUGAAAGUGCACCUCCUCCAUCGAACUUCUAUUAUGGGGAGACGAGCCACUACAUUGAGCAUUCUGGGGACUUUGUUGAAGAUGAUACAAAGGCUGUGAUAGGCACUGGGGAAACUUUGGAAUACCGUGGAGACCAGAUGUUCUUUAACUACCCAGAGCAUCAUGAGAUGGUUGGAAAUCCAGUAAAAAAUGAAUAUAUGACCUCACAAAGUCCUGAGGACCUAAAGUUUGUUGACUUGCCAGAGCACUAUGAGGCUGAUGCAAAAUCAGUCAAAGAUGAAUGCUUUCUUGAACCAAGCGAUGAUGCAAAUCCAGCUGUUGUCAAUUACUCACUUAAUGAACCGUAUUUGAAUGCUACGGAGAAUACGCCAAUUGGUGAUGGGUUAUUCCUUGAAGCUAAUGAUCUUUCAAAUCCAGUCGAGUCAACUGCAGGUUUUGACAUGCUUGAUGAGUACCUUACAUACUUUGAUGCCAAUGAUGACAUCUCUCAGUAUAUUGAUUUCGAUUCAUGUGGAAUGAUGGGGGUUGAAAACUAUGUUCCUGACGAAGCUCCAGCUGACCAGAAGCUUGUGAAUGGUGAGACCGAGCCACAACCAAUGGGAGGUGAACAUGUACAACCAGAGCCACAGCCAUUGGGAGGCGAACAUCUUGUACAACCAGUGGAUACUGAUGAUGCAUCUGCAUCUUCGUCAAAGAAAACGGCGGAGUUCAAGUUUGAGUCAGAUGGUAACUACCCCUUCAUCAAAAAGGCAAGUCACAUGAUGUUGGGCAGCAUACCUGCUCCACCUGCAUUUGCUUCGGAGUUCCCUGGUAAAGAGGCAAUGCGUAGGUUAAAUUCUGGUGCAGCAUCUUCCAGUUCGGUUCAUGUCACUGCUGCCAUGAUUAGAAUUAGAGACAUAACUUCAAGUGACAACAGGAUGGACUGGUCUUUUGGAAAGGAUGGGGUUGUCAACCUUGUCUUUUCUGUUCAGCUGUCACAGGAUGACGGAAACUCUGGCAAUCUGGUGCCAGUUGGUGGCUCACUCUCUGGAAAGACGGGAUGUGUGGUGAUGCGGGGCUGGUUUUUGUUUAUGUUUUUCUGGGUCCUAUUUCUUUCCAUGAGUUUAAAAAUCGGGAGCUAUAUCUGUACCAGGUGAUUCUUCUACACUAAAGGUGGUCUUCGAGCCUAUCUCAGGAUCUUGUAGUGAGCUUCCCUUAGUGAUUAGGGGAAGAAGCAUGUUCUUGCAGACCAUAUUUUAGUUAAUUGGUACACUGACCGCUGAACUAAUUAUUUAUACAAACCGUUUGCAUAAGAUUGCGUAACGUGCAUGUUCUAUUUUGAAUAACUAUAUACUGAAUGAAUGUAAAACUGAAUUUUUGUUUCAGUAAAUUAUUUGAUUGUAAUAUUUUUGUUCUGUUACUA
Messenger RNA from Malus domestica (apple), 2286 nucleotides. Its product is annotated as NAC domain-containing protein 78-like. Gene Ontology annotation, biological process: regulation of DNA-templated transcription. Gene Ontology annotation, molecular function: DNA binding. The record is from RefSeq and is marked provisional. NCBI's taxonomy places the organism in Eukaryota, Viridiplantae, Streptophyta, Magnoliopsida, Rosales, Rosaceae.